AUGGAGGAGGAGGAGGAGGAGGAGGAGGAGGAGGAGGAAGAGGAGGAGGAAGAGAACAACCAGCUUGCCUUUGCCGUCGUAUCCAGCAAUGAUUGUGGUGACCUAAAAACUAAAGUGUUCAGAAAAGCGACAAAUACGAUGCAAGUACCGAACUUCAACAGAAACCAGCCAGUCAGCCACAAACGCAGUUAUGUAAGGGCGCUCUAGCGGCGUGUCGAACCGCACUGCAGUGAGCCGGAAGACAAGAUUGCCGAACAACAAUACCGCCGACGGGUCUGCAAAACCAAUGGCUACCCGCGCAACUUCGUCAACCGGUGCAUACGCAAAAGGGACGGGGGGCCUAACCGCAAGGUCACCAAAUUUUGGAGAGCGCUUCCAUAUGCCAAGAAUGUUUCGGAGGCCGUCGGCCGCCUAGUCGCACCACUUGGGGUUGGAGUUGCACACAGGCCGGAGGCAACCACCAGGCGUCAGGUUAUGAACCCAAAAGACCCGCUGCCAUGGCAAGAAACUUCCGGAGUCGUUUAUCGGAUCUGGUGCAGUUGCGGACAAAGCAGCUACGUUGGAGGAACCGGAAGACAACUCCGAACGCGAAUGGCCGAGCACGCUGCAGUGGUGCGAAGAAAUGGCGCCGGCUUUCAAGUUGUGGCUCAUUCGACGAGAUCCUACAACACAUUCAAAUUUGACGAGGCCGAAAUUCUCGCUUGGGGGUGACAACCACGUUAGCCGGUUGUUGCAUGAGUCAUGGUUUACUAGCCCUCAGUUCAUUAACAAGUGCAAUGAACUUCUCUUCCAUACUCACUGCUGAGACUUCGCCUAGGCAGAGUAAUUAGCCACGCGGGAAGCGCUCAGGUGAACACUGCUCUCAACGCCAGGGUCGGUGGAUCAGAUGGUCGGGCAACCAUCACACCAACAUCCAACGCACUUGAUGCAAUUGCACCAAUUAACGACGCGAAUGUCAGCCAUCAACCAGCCAGCUCACUAAGUGCAAUGAUCACUGGUGAGGGGGGUGGGAGUGCCACGGUGGCAUGGCGGCUGCAUCCCAUAAAUUCUGCAGUCCCUUGUGCAUGAACCACCCGCAUCUGCGUUUGUCUCUGAUGAUGGGUUCGACCAGGAAUGCGAAACGCCAGGCUAAUAAAGCUCUUGUACCAGCGGUGUGUCUCCUUCUUUACGACUGAUUCCUGGGACUCCUCUUUUGGCUUUUAUUGGCAAGAUCGUAUGUAUUGCUCAUAGCUUUAUCAGCCACUGUGUCGAGGCCCGUUUCCGUUCGUCUAUCCGUAGGACCUGUAGCAGCCGUUCCAGCCCCCCUUUUCUCCGGCUCCGUUUUGUCGGUCGAUGGCCGCGACAAGCACUGACAGGCAGCUGACACACGACCACCCACACCGGCUAGAACUGGGACCCCUCCUGUCCAGCUGCAGUGACUCCCGGCUGCCCUCACAACUAGUAUCACCUCACGCGCGUCGGACACUCUGGCUUGAUACCCGUGAGGCCUUGUGAGUAUGCGCCCUCCAUUCCUCCCCUAAUUUGUCUAAUCACACGACCACCACUCAGACCGUCACCGCCUCCUGCUGACCCAGACACUCACACCCGCGUAAACAACACACACCGCGACUGACGCUCUCCGUGAACGGACGCUUUUCUCUGUUGCAAGCAAACAGCCAACUUACGGCAACCUGCCCUGUGUACAGAAUAAACUAGUCCUUACAGCUCCCUGACUUCUGACAGUAGACGAAACGAAAUUAUUGUGCGUGGUUUAAGUUGGUCUCACAUCCUUGACCGCCACAGGCCUAGGGGACUGAGGGAGAAGUGCGUGCACCGGAUACUGUGCAAGUCUGUUAUUAUAAUGACAGGCGUCCACCCCUCUGUCGAAUACGCAGUGGACGCCGACGUCAACGAUUUUGGAAAUGUUGCAUCCGAAUGUUUGUUAUGCAAAAAAGGUUGCUGAAAGCCUCCUUACCGAAAUCGAGAUGCACCAACUUCAACAACUCAAGAGACUGAUGGACUAUGUGGGCCCAAGACGUGCCCAUAAAACGGGACAUGCGGUAAACCAACGCGGGACCCACAUCGGAUUCUGACAAGCACCCACACCCACAACAAAUGCCAACAUUCAGGCUGUGGUAGCAGUCUUAGUUCCAGGCCCAGGUCGCGCCAGUCGGAGUUCCUUUAGCCCUCCGUUUAUGUUGUUGUUUGAAAUCCUGGUCAAUUGUUGCCCUGGGUCAGAGGUUGUGGUGAUAGGCCUAGGACGAGCUUCGCUGUAUCAGCCACCUGACUCCUUUCCCUCCUCCGAUCUUUUUGACUAUGUCCUGAGGCCGAAUCAGGGUGCGGGAGGAUGUGAGUGUGCCGUAGAUGCUGGACAAGUCCACCACCAUUAAAAACUACCUUACACGCUAGUCAUCGUCCCUGUCUCCUCCGCUUCUGGAGCACACAGUGAAUACUGUGUGAACUGACAGCCGAAAUUUCAGCUCUAGGUUAACGUCAGAUCGAGGCAACUGACACCAGCUUCCUCCUUCUCAUAACCUUCGAAUACCACGUCUACUUCGGUGCUUCAUAAAAUAAAAAGCAACUAGAAGAAACGAGUUUGGACGUCUACAGGUCCCGUUAUGGAAAUCAAAAACAGAAGAAGAAGAAGAAGAAGAGGAUGAUGAUGAUGAUGAUGAUGAUGAUGAUGCUGAUGAUGAUGAUGAUGGUGAUGAUGAUGAUGAUGAUGAUGAUGAUGAUGAUGAUGAUGAUGAUGAUGAUGAUGAUGAUGAUGAUGAUGAUGAUGAUGAUGAUGAUGAUGAUGAUGAUGAUGAUGAUGAUGAUGAUAAAGAAGAGGAAGAAGAAGAAGAGGAGGAAGAAGAACCAGAAGAAGAAGAAGAAGAAGAAGAAGAAGAAGAAGAAGAAAGAUAA
This is a messenger RNA of Spirometra erinaceieuropaei, 2886 nucleotides long. NCBI's taxonomy places the organism in Eukaryota, Metazoa, Platyhelminthes, Cestoda, Diphyllobothriidea, Diphyllobothriidae. The record is from the annotation of a GenBank genome assembly.